Messenger RNA from Setaria italica (foxtail millet), 2358 nucleotides. RefSeq names its product RNA polymerase I-specific transcription initiation factor RRN3. Gene Ontology annotation, cellular component: nucleus. The record is from RefSeq and is a predicted model, not a curated record. Gene Ontology annotation, molecular function: RNA polymerase I core binding; RNA polymerase I general transcription initiation factor activity. Gene Ontology annotation, biological process: transcription initiation at RNA polymerase I promoter. The coding region runs from base 175 to 2031 and encodes 618 amino acids. NCBI's taxonomy places the organism in Eukaryota, Viridiplantae, Streptophyta, Magnoliopsida, Poales, Poaceae. The transcript is spliced from 16 exons.
AUAAAACUUGCAUUUCCCUUUCACACGCGCUCCCUCUCUCGCUCCGACAAAAACCCUAGGCCUCGCCUCCUCGCCGCCGCCAACCGCCUCCUCGCCGCCGCCUUCCUCCUCCCGUCCAGCCGGUUCCAGCGCGCGAGAUUCUUCCGCGGGAGGAGGUGUUGCGGGUAGCUGGCGAUGGGGGCGGACCAGUGGUGCGAUGACAUGGAGCUGAACUUCAGCGACUCCCAUAUGUUCCGGCAGGUCCAGCACGUGCUGCAGUCCGUGCGGAUGGAUCCAUUUUUAAUUGAUCUAAGGGACAAAGACCACUAUGAUUUUCUGCUACUCGCUGUAGACCCUACCAAAAAGAGGAGUAAAGAUGAGAUGGCUGUGCUUGUUACGAUUUUAAAGGCACUGUCAGAAGCAGUAUCAAAGAUAGACGUCAUGUAUCAUCAUGCACUUCUGCACAAUAUAUUUACCACGUGCAUCUGGUACUUGGACCUUGACACAAGGGAUGCGCUUUUGCAUUUAAUAACCAGAUUGGCUGCUGUGGCAGACCAGUACCUCAGAGAAUGUUUGCAGAUGCUUGUGAAUAACUUCACUCCACCUGGACCAUAUGUUCCACUCAUGGAGCAGCCAAGAAUGCUUGCAAAGAAGAAAGAAAUCUACUCUCAGUUGCAUGAGACUUUGAAAAUGAUUUCUGACACUGUGCCCUUAGCAUCAAGGAUGUUAAAGGAUGUAUUAAACAGGAGUAUGCCAAAGUUAUUUGACAACAAAGCUAAAAUGCUAUCAUUUGUGGAGUGCAUGUUGGGUCUUGAUACUGACAGAUUGGGCGACCUAAUUGGAACCACAUUGUUCGAGAAAGUUGUGGAUCUACUUACGGAAUUGGAUGUUAAUAUAACAUGGGAAGAUAUUCUUCAAGAGGAACACAACAAAGGUAUAUUUGACAUGGAGCUUGAGGAUUUGGAUGAUGAUGAUGAUAACUUUGGACAAGAAGGAACAAAGGCCCUUUUUGGAGGAAAUGUAUGUGCUGAGAAACUUGAUGGCUUAAUGGUGGUUGUGUGCGAGCACCUCAAGUCGUGCAAUCGUGAUCGUCUAUUUAAGGAAUUUGGCAUUUUGAAGACUAUAUUUCGAAAAUCUGUGCUGAAGGUGCACAAAUCCAAAUUUGCCCAGUUUAUCAUGUUUUAUGCCUGUUCCCUGGAUCCUGAAAUCUGCGGUGUUGAUUUUGCUCUUUUUCUUACCGAUAUUUUUACUAAGAAGGAAGAUGAUCCAAUAGCUAGAAUGUCUGCAGUUUCAUAUGUUGGAAGCUAUCUGUCCCGGGCAAGGUUCAUUUCUGCAGAUACAGUUGUUGCUGUACUCAAAAGGUUAGUGGAAUGGUGCAUAGAUUAUAUUAAACGUGACAGGGACCCUGUGAACCAGGCAAAGGCAACCAAGCCUAAAGAUCAUCAAAUAUUUUACGCUAGCUGCCAGGCUGUGAUGUAUGUCCUUUGCUUUCGGUUGAGAUCUAUUAUGGACUACCCAAAUCUUAAAUCACAGCUUUUUCAAAUGCCAAUCGAGUCUAUUUUGAUGGACACACUGGAGCCUCUAAAGGUGUGCUUGCCCUCAAUAGUAAAUGAGUUCCUGAGACAGUCUAGGGCUGCCAGGUUGUUCAAUGCAUCUGUGGAUUUGCCACUUGAAGAUAUAGUUGAAUCUGAUUUAUCGAAGGCUUUUGGAGGACCAAAUAGGCUUGACAUGUUCUUCCCAUUUGAUCCAUAUCUGCUAAGAGAAUCUGACAGGUAUAUCCGUCCAAAUUUUGAGUUCUGGUCCUUGGUCAAGACAACAUACAGUGACGGUGAAGACGAUGAGCUUGGCGACCUUGACGCACCUGGAAUGAAUGUGGACAGCUUGGAUGACCAUGUUGAAAUAGAUUUGAACGAUGAUGAAGGCAUUGAGUAUUCGAUGAAUAAGAUGUCCAUAACGCCACACCGCUCUUUCUACCACCCAAUGGCUAUGAGCAGUGAUUCUGGGCUUAGCAUGCCUGCGAGGAUCAGGCCUUCAGUGAGCCCUCCAUCAUAGGGCCAUCACAAGAUCGUUUCAUUGUUACUGGCUCUUGACUGAAAACAAUGCUACGAAGUCGCAUGUGCCGAGGGGCAAGCAGAUACCGGAGCUCUCUCAUAGUUGGUAGUAGGGUUAAAAACCCAUUCUUUUGCAGUAUGUAGGUUACCAUUUGGGGUGAAAUGUAAAGUAUAUGUGUACCAGGGAACCGAGUGAAAGAUGGUUUUGCGAGUGUAUACUUGUAGGCAGCCCUCGGGGGGUGUAUGGUAAAGACAACCUGUUUCGGUGUAGAACAGUUGCUGAAAGUAUUAUCUUCAUUUAACUAGACUAGAUGGAACUUUAUACUGA